Messenger RNA from Medicago truncatula (barrel medic), 2572 nucleotides. Its product is annotated as squamosa promoter-binding-like protein 16. The coding region runs from base 593 to 2212 and encodes 539 amino acids. The record is from RefSeq and is a predicted model, not a curated record. Gene Ontology annotation, molecular function: DNA binding. The transcript has 4 exons. NCBI's taxonomy places the organism in Eukaryota, Viridiplantae, Streptophyta, Magnoliopsida, Fabales, Fabaceae. Gene Ontology annotation, cellular component: nucleus.
AAAACAAAGUAAAAACUAAAAAAACUAUGGUGUUAAUCCACUAUUACAACAACCUUUUCUAGAAAUAGUAACCACAAGGGUCAUAAAUAUUUCCAUGGAGUUUGGGAAUCACUUCAAUCCUGUUUCACUUUGAGUUCCAUCACCCUCAAAACCCUUCUUCCAAGUACACACUGGUAAAGUCAUUCACUGUUUCUCUUUCAUUAUAAUUUAGGUAACUUUUUAUACUUUUCUUUUUCCAAAAUGGCUUUCACAUUCAUUAUCUUGAUUGUGUUUUUGCCUCCAUUCACUUCUCUGCUUCAUCUGACACACUCUUCCCUUUGAGAACAUAUCACUAAACUUUUCUUCAUUCUUAUCACGUGGGAUUCUGACAUUUUUUUAUUUAUUUUCAACUUCUCUCUCUCAAUCAUCAAUCUUUUUUGGCUCAAGUUUCUUGCUUUUUCUUGUGUGACACUUGUGUACUUUGUACACUGUAUACUUCUUUUUUUGAAGGUUUUUUUCUUUAUCUCUUAUGAGGUUUAUGCAAAGUUGAGAUUUUGUAACUGUUUUGAGGUACUAUUCUUGCAACAAUUGAAGUGGGGUCUUUUAUCUUGUGAUGGAGUCUUGGAGUUUUGAUUCACGUGAUAAAGGGUAUGUUUCAAAUGACACACUUGGUAGUAGAACCAAAGGUUCAAUCUUAGGUUGGGAUUUGAAAACCCCAUCUAGUUUUUUACCUCAACAAAACAUAGAAAAUGACAACAAUAAUCAUGGUUUUGAGGAAUUGGGUUUUCAUGGUAUGUUGGGAAAACAAUUGUCUAAUGUUGUUGAUGAUGAUGAUGAUGUUGUUGUUGGUAGCAAAAUUGUCACUAGUAAUUCUUUUGUUAUGGCUACACCAAAUGCAUUUUCAGAAAGAGAACAACAACACUUCAAUUCCAAGCAUUCAAAUUCAAUAGGUGACACUAAUGGUUCUAAUUCACUCAUUGAUUUGAAGCUUGGUAGAUUUGGUGAUCAUAGAGAUGGAAUUGGUACACCAUUUUCAAAGGGGACCACGAUUUUGUCGUCUUCUGGGUCGUCGACACCAUCGAAGAGGGUGAGGUCUUCGGCAAUCCAUUCUCAGAUUGCUUACUGUCAAGUAUAUGGAUGUAAUAAGGAUUUGAGUAGUUGUAAAGAUUAUCACAAGAGGCAUAAAGUUUGUGAAGUUCAUUCAAAGACUUCUAAAGUAAUAGUGAAUGGAAUUGAACAAAGGUUUUGUCAACAAUGUAGUAGGUUUCAUUUGCUGGCUGAAUUUGAUGAUGGUAAGCGUAGCUGUCGUAAACGUCUUGCAGGCCAUAAUGAACGUCGUAGAAAGCCACAAGUUGGUAUUCAUUCUGGAAGAGCUGGGAGGUUGCUUCAGUCAUAUGGGGAUAGCAGAUUCCAAGGAACCAUGCUAACAUCGGCAUCUUUUAUAUGCCAAGACAUACUCCCCGGUGAGGUCUUUUCUUCUGAGAAAUGUGGAAAUAGUAACUGGUGGAGACCUAUAAAAGCCGAAGGUGGAACCGGUUUUAGGCCUCUUUCUUCUAUUCCAAUUACAAAUGCACAUCCUCAGUCAAGAACUCUGUUUCCUUCAUACAACAAUAAACAAUUUCCUUUUCUUCAAGAAAACGGUGCUACAUCUGCUACAGGAAGCAUCUUCUGUGAAAACAAUAGUCAAUAUCCUCCAAUCCAAGGAGGCUCGAAUUCCGGAUCACAAUCAUUAUUCCAAGAUACCUCCUUAGGAAGCGAAGACUUCAAUGUUUUUGAAACAGAAUCAGCUGUUCAAGGAUUAUCGGGAGUAUCGGACGGUGGUUGUGCUCUCUCUCUUCUGUCAUCCCAAUCCCAAAACUCUUCAAGCCAAUCGACAGGAAUUCCCAUGCCUGGUCAUUUAGUUAUUCCGAGCAGCCAUAGCCAUUAUAGCAUGAGUCAUGUUUCUGAAAGUGGCGUCUCGGAUAGGUUUCCGUCUGAGUUAAAUCAUACGGAUGGAAGUCAUCUUAGUCCUAUACUGAUAUCAAACAAUAAUGAAAUCGCCCAUUUUGAACUGGUAGAUGGAGUUUUCCAAGGGUCAGAUUUUGUCAACGUGAAAGACCGUCUUUCCUGUGAAGAUGGCACGACCAUUGACUUGCUUCAACUGUCGUCACAACUUCAGCGUGUUGAGCAUCAGAGGCGAGCCUUGCAGGUGAAGCGAGAAAAUGAUUCUUCCUGCUCUCUACAGAUUACGUAAAAUGCUGUCGACAGAAAAGAACUUCUGCAUCUGCAGCUUGUUGUGACCGGAAAUAUUCGUAUCAGGAUAAGAACAUAGUGUCUGGAAAGAACUUAAUAUCUGGCAACUCAUAAGAUGCUAACUAGUUUAAGUAGUUUUACUUGCACUGAAUCGGCUCGUGAAGCUGACCAAUGGCGGCUGGGACACAAUAGUCCCUCUCCAUCUACAUAUAUCCAACUAGAAUGUAAUAAUAAAUAAAAGCCUGAUAUGUAUCAAUAUGUGGCAUUCAGGUUUUUCUCAUAAACACUUCAAUAAGGACAAUAGUUAGUGACAAGUGAUGUCCAAUUUAGUGAAGGUAAUCUAAUAAUGUUCAAAUUUUGA